ACUAUAUAAGCAAUUGAUUUAAACAAAACAAAAUACACUUUUGGCUGUAUAUCUACUGAUCGUUUCAAAUACCAUAACAUAAUGUUGAAGAUUGUAUUAGUAUUGUCGGCGGUCGCCCUUUGUUACGCCUGGGCUACACCCGCUCCAACACCCGUCCCAACACCCACUCAAGAUCCGGUGGACUACUUCUGUACCCGAGACGGCUAUAUGCCCACUGUAGAUGUCCAUAAGUACUAUCAGUGCGAGCGUAUUGGACCCCAUCAGUGGAGAAUCGUUAUAAAGUCCUGUCCGGAAGGCCUCGUCUGGCAUCAAGAGCUCAAGAGAUGUGACUUUGAAUAA
Messenger RNA from Medioppia subpectinata, 339 nucleotides. The record is from the annotation of a GenBank genome assembly. NCBI's taxonomy places the organism in Eukaryota, Metazoa, Arthropoda, Arachnida, Sarcoptiformes, Oppiidae.